Molecule: messenger RNA, 3280 nt
Organism: Myxocyprinus asiaticus (Chinese sucker)
Lineage: Eukaryota; Metazoa; Chordata; Actinopteri; Cypriniformes; Catostomidae
Product: zinc finger protein 501-like
Exons: 2
Coding region: 53-1225 (390 amino acids)
Biological process (GO): regulation of transcription by RNA polymerase II
Cellular component (GO): nucleus
Molecular function (GO): DNA-binding transcription factor activity, RNA polymerase II-specific; RNA polymerase II transcription regulatory region sequence-specific DNA binding
Source: RefSeq, a predicted model, not a curated record
UCAAACCUCCACAGAGUUUCUGACUUCUGUCUGUAACGCUGGAGAACAGCAGAUGCUGCAGACACCAGUGAAGAUGGAAGUGAAGCUGGAGGAGAUAAAACAAGAGGAACACAGUGAUGAAGAUGAUUUUAUUCCUCCAGAUCUGAUGGAAGUGAAAGAGGAAUGUCAAGAGCUGAAUGAAGUGGAGGAGAAACUUCAGUAUCAGAAACAUUAUGAUUUCAUAACUGGAGAAAAAUCUUUGAGUGGCUCAAAGACUAAGAAGAAUUUCUCACCAAAAAAUCCUCAAAGAAGAGCAGCAAAAAAUACUUUCACCUGCUCUCAAUGUGGAAAGAGUUUCAUGUAUAAUAAAGAUUUUAAUAAACACAUGAGAAUUCACACUGGAGAGAAGCCUUUCUCAUGCCAUCAGUGUGGAAAAGGGUUUAUUCAAAAAGAACAGCUUAAUGUACACAUGAUCGUUCACACUGGAGAGAGACCUUACACAUGCCAUCAGUGUGGAAGGAGUUUCACUUUUAAAGGAAACCUUAGUAGACACAUGAGAAUUCACACUGGAGAGAAGCCUUUCUCAUGCCGUCAGUGUGGAAAGAGUUUCACAGAUGCAGCCUAUCUCAAGAAACAUCUCCGCUGUCACUCUAGAGAAAGAGCAUUUGAAUGUGAUAUAUGUGGUAAAACAUUUGUUAUUGCACAAUACUUGACAAAACAUCUGAAAACGCACAGGAAUGAGAAGCCUUACAAGUGUUCUUUUUGUGAAAAGAGUUUUACACGCCUAUCCUAUUUGAAAGAGCACCUGAAAAUACAUACCGGCAUGAGGACACAUGUGUGCUUUGAAUGUGGGAAGACAUUUACUACAGUCAGCCACUUGACAGUUCACCAAAAAAUUCAUACUGGAGAAAAACCUUACAAGUGCUCAUACUGUGAAAAGAGUUUCACUCUGUUAAAUUACCUGAAAACACACGAGAGAAUUCAUACUGGAGAGAAACCUUACAAGUGCUCAUACUGUGAGAAGAGUUUCACUCAGUCACAACACCUGAAAACACAUAAGAGAAUUCAUACUGGAGAAAAACCAUACAAGUGCUCACACUGUGGAAAGAGUUUCAAUCAGAUAAAUACCCUGAAAACACACGAGAGAAUUCAUACUGGAGAAAAACCAUACAAGUGCUCACAUUGUGAAAUGAGCUUCACUCUGCCAAAGUCCCUAAAAACACACAAGAGAAUUCAUACAGGAUAGUCUUGUCUAAUUAUUGUGAUGACUCCACCACAAGAUGUCAGCGCCUUCAAUCAUUAGAUUACAUGCACGCAUUGGCGGUAUUAUGUUGUACAACUAACGUCAUCAGAACAUGUUAUGUUGUACUGUAUUGUUGUUCUUGUGUUCCAGGUGACCAGGUGCUGAGGUGAGCAGAACCCUACUAAAUGUGAACCUUUGCAAAAGCAAUGUGUUAGUUUUUUUUUUUUUUUUUUUUUUUUCAUGAGAUAGCUGUAUAAAGUCCUAAUUUUUACAACUUUUUAGAUUUUUGGAAUACAUACACUCACUGAGCACUUUAUUAGGAACCCUAUAAUAAUACUGGGUAGGGCCUCCCUUUGCUCUGAAAACAGCCUCAAUUCUUCAUGGCAUAGAUUCCACAAGAUGUUGGAAACAUUCCUUUGAGAUUCUGGUCCAUGUUGACAUGAUUACAUCACACAAUUUCUGCAGAUUUGUCAGCUGUACAUUCAUGCUGCAAAUCUCCCAUUCUACCACAUCCCAAAGAUGUUCUAUUGUAUUCAGAUCCGGUGACUGGGAAGGCCACUGAAGAACUGUGAACUCAUUGUCAUGUUCAUGAAAGCAGUUUUAGAUGACUUUUGCUUUGUGACAUGGUGUAUUAUCAUGCUGGAAGUAGCUAUUAGAAGAUGAGUAAAUUGUGGCCAUGAAGGGAUGCACAUGUUCAGCAACAAUACUCAAACAGGCUGUGGCAUUCAAAUGAUGAUUGACUGGUAUUAAUAGGUCCAAAGUGUGCUAAGAAAACAUUCCCCACACCAUUACACCACCAGCCUGGACUGUUGGCACAAGGCAGGGUGGGCCCAUGGAUUCAUUGCUGAAAAAAUUCUAACCCUACCAACUGUGUGCCUUAUCAGAAAUCGAGACUCCUCAAUUCAGGCUACGUUUAUCCAGUCUUCCACUGUUCGGUUUUUGAGACUGGUCUUCUGCUGUUGUAGCCCAUCCGCCUCAAGGUUGGACGUGUUGUGCAUUCUGAGGUGCUAUUCUGCUCACUACAAUUGUACAGAGUGGUUAUCUAAGUUACCGUAGCUGUUCCGUCAGCUUGAACCAAUCUGGCCAUUUUCUGCCACUCACUGGAUGUAUUUUGUUUUUGGUACCAUUCUGCAUAAAUUCUAGAGACUGUUGUGUGUGAAAAUCUCAGGAGAUCAGCAGUUACAGAAAUACUCAAACCAGCCCGUCUGGCACCAACAAUCAUGCCACGGUCAAUCACUGAGAUCACAUUUUCCCCCAUUCUCAUGGUUAAUGUGAACAUUAACUGAAGCUCCUGACUUGUAUCUGCAGGAUUUUAAGCAGUGCACUGCUGUCACAUGAUUGGCUGAUUAGAUAAUCACAUGAAUAUGUAGGUGUGCAGGUGUUUCUAAUAAAGUGCUCAGUGAGUGUAGUUUUCUAUUCUGACUAGUGGUGAUUGCUUUAAAGGAAUAUUCCGGGUUCAGUACAAGUUAUAGCUCAAUCAAAAGCAUUUGUGGCAUAAAGUUGAUUACAACAAAAAACAACUUUGUCUCAUCAAUCCUUUAAAAAAAAAAAAAAGAAAAUGCAAAAAUAGAGGUUACAGUGAGGCACUUGCAAUGAAAAUGUAUGGGGACAAUUUUUGGAGAAAUGUGAAGUUUAUAAUGUUAGAAAAGUACUUUUCUGUAUUAUUUGAGCUGUAAAGUUGUUUAAAUCAUUGUUUUACUGUCGUUUGAGUUACGUCGUCAUUGCUACAAAGUUGUAAAAUUGGACAGAACUGUACACAGAAAAGGCUAGAAAGCAGUUUUAUCAUGCAUGUUGUUUAUGCCUUGUGGCUGUACUUAUGAAACAUUGAGUAUUUUAAUGUUUACGGAUAGGCCCCAUUCACUCCCAUUUUAAGUGUUAGUGAUUUUUAUUUUGUUGGGGGGCGGGGUUAUAGAAAAGGAGGGAUGAGUCAAAAUCUGUUUUGUGGUAAUAAACAAGUCACAAAUGUGAUCCAUUUAGCUUAAAGAAAUAGUUCACCCAAAAAUGAAAAUUCUCUCAUGAUUUACUCCCCUUCAAGCCAUCCCAGAUGUGUAUGUCUUU